Molecule: messenger RNA, 2532 nt
Organism: Ostrea edulis (European flat oyster)
Lineage: Eukaryota; Metazoa; Mollusca; Bivalvia; Ostreida; Ostreidae
Product: V-type proton ATPase subunit H-like
Exons: 15
Coding region: 84-1538 (484 amino acids)
Biological process (GO): proton transmembrane transport
Cellular component (GO): lysosomal membrane; vacuolar proton-transporting V-type ATPase, V1 domain
Molecular function (GO): proton-transporting ATPase activity, rotational mechanism
Source: RefSeq, a predicted model, not a curated record
AGAGGAAGUUAGAGACAAGUCAUAUGAUAAAACCCUGAGUGACAGAAGAAUUUGUAGGGGUAAAACAACACUUCCAGGCAAAUAUGGCCAACAUUUCAAAUUUAGGAAGUGUCAUUAGUAAUAUUGAUGACAUUGAGAAAGACAUGGGGUUACCGAUUGGUGCCCAGGUGGCCACCAGUUUACUGCAGCAGAGAGCCAAUGAUGUGAGAGCAAACCGGGUCAACUGGCAAAGCUAUGUUCAGGGACAGAUGAUUUCCCAGGAGGACUACAAUUUCAUUUACCAGUUUGACAAUGCCAACAAUGAGACAAAAUCUGCCAUGUUGAGGGAGGCUGGCCCGCAGUUUGCGAGGACGUUCUUUAAUCUGAUGAGUCAGAUAGCUAAAGACCAGACUCUACAGUAUAUUCUGACUAUGCUGGACGAUGUGUUACAGGAGGACAAAGCCCGAGUAGAAAUCCUGAAGGAGUAUGCCAAACAAAUGAAGGAAUCAGUAUGGACGCCAUUUAUACAUCUCCUGAACAGAAACGACAGAUUUAUCGUGAACCAGACCAGUAGAAUCAUUGCUAAGAUUGCCUGUUGGGGUAAAGAAUUGAUGGGGUUGGAUGACUUAAAGUUUUAUAUGGACUGGCUAAAAAAUCAGCUCAGGCUUCCGGGUAAUGAAUACAUACAGACUGCAGCUCGCUGUCUUCAAAUGAUGCUACGAAUCGAGAAAUACCGACAGGUGUUUGUGGACGUUGAUGGAAUAGCUACGAUUGUGUCUGUGUUGUUGGGAAGCAAGGUUGGGUUUCAGAUCCAGUAUCAGCUGAUUUUUUGUUUGUGGUGUCUCAGCUUCAGCACUCAUAUAGCAGAGAGAAUGAGCAAAGAUAAAAUAAUUCCAGUGUUGUCAGACAUUCUGAGUGAGUCUGUGAAGGAAAAAGUAUCUAGAAUUAUCCUGGCCACAUUUAGGAACUUGUUAGAAAAGCCUGAGGAAAGAGAUUUGGUCCAUGAACAUGCUGUGGCAAUGGUGCAAUGUAAGGUUCUGAAACAGCUUGAACUGCUGGAAUCCAGGAAGUUUGAUGAUCCCGACAUCGUGGAUGACUUAGAAUACCUUAAUGAGAAACUACAAGAGUCUGUCCAGGAUCUCAGCUCCUUUGAUGAAUACACAUCAGAGAUCAAAUCAGGGAGGUUGGAGUGGAGCCCAGUUCACAAGAAUGAGAAGUUCUGGCGGGAAAAUGCAAUCAGACUCAAUGAGAAUAACUACUCCCUCCUUAAGAUGUUGGUUAGACUUUUAGAAAGUAGUAAAGAUCCCUUGAUCCUGUCUGUUGCUGCUCAUGACCUUGGAGAGUACGUCAGGCAUUAUCCACGGGGAAAAGUUGUGAUAGAACAGCUGGGGGGUAAACAGAUGGUGAUGCAGUACUUGUCUCAUGAGGAUCCCAAUGUCAGAUUCGAGGCCCUCAUCGCUGUCCAAAAAUUGAUGGUCCAUAACUGGGAGUACCUGGGUCGUCAGUUACAGACAGACCAGCCUAAGGACGUGCCUGGAAUGGUACAGACUGCUGCAUAGCGUUAACAGUUUCCAGGGGAUUCUCGUGUACUAGUCAUAGACAUUUACUCCAGAGUCGUGUAGCAUUAUGUAGGGUAACCAUGACAUUCCAGGCUGGCCGAUAUCACUUAACUGUGAUCGAUUCCACUAUCUUAUAUAAACUAUAUUUAGCAUUAUCAUAGCAUCUGUCAUAAAGUCGGGAUUUAUAUAUUUAUGUGUGUUAUAUAUGAUAUACAAAAUUCGAUUAUUUGUUGUUUUCAUGUCAAAGGACUUGAGGACUCUCUAUGCACUGGCCAGAAUUUGUUUUUGGACAGAAUAUUUAAAGUUCUGCAGAAAGAAACCAUCUAUUGCAAUUUUGUUAUAGGGCAACAGGUUUCCUUUGCUAUAAUAAAAAAUACUCCAUCUUUGAACCUGAAAAGUGGAGUUUUUCAACAACACCCCCCCCCCCCCCCCCCCAAAAUUACAUGACUAGAUGCGAGGCUUUUAUUUGGUAUGGUUCAGGACGCAUAUUAUAUCUCUCUGUUAUCAAUAUAACUUCAGUUUUUAUGACCCUGUGUACUUCAGUUUGACAAGAAGAAAUGUUGGCCUUCUAUAAAUGUCUUGAUAUUCAGUGAAUCUUCCUGUAAAACACGAAUAUCUCACGAUUAACUUGUAAUGAAAUGAAAUACACUUAUUAGAUAUCUUUAUGUGCAGUGUGUAGAGGUUCCUUGAGAUGGUUGUUUGUAGUGUUCAGGUACCUGAAGGACAUUACGCCUUCUUCUCCGUGAUCAUCGUCACAUGUCUGACUUCUAGUGUUGAUCAAAGGCCCGACUUCAUGGAUAAGGUCGGUUCAUCUUGCUUUCAAACAUUCAGUAAAUUAAAUGUUUUACUGAAUGUCCAUGUGAUUAAGUCACUAUUGUAUUAAGUUAUAAUAUUCCAUUAUUUUAGUAUGAUUGCAAUUUGUUGAAGAAAAAAGAUUAUGUACGCCUGAAAGUAUGUUUAAAAUUAGAAAAAUAAAACGUGAUACAAUGUAAAA